Molecule: messenger RNA, 5542 nt
Organism: Hemicordylus capensis (graceful crag lizard)
Lineage: Eukaryota; Metazoa; Chordata; Lepidosauria; Squamata; Cordylidae
Gene: LRRC45
Product: leucine rich repeat containing 45
Exons: 18
Coding region: 187-2205 (672 amino acids)
Cellular component (GO): centrosome
Molecular function (GO): protein binding
Source: RefSeq, a predicted model, not a curated record
GGCCUGCUGCUUAGCCGCCUCUGCUCCGUCGGGCAUUCUGGGAGUUGUAGUUGGUUCCCAUCUCCCUCUCUUAAGUGCCCGCUCCGUGGUCUGUCAGUCUGGCUCAGUAUUCAGUUACCCUCUGCUGCCUUUCAUACCAGGAUCUCCUUUCAUUCCUCCUCUGGGUGCGGGGUAUGAGUGACCCUGAUGCCUGCCACAGAGAUGGAAGAUUUCCGGCGGUCCUACGUGAGGCUGUGCAAGGAGAGUGGUGCUGAGCCCCAGGAGAGUGUCCUGCAGCACUUGCAGGAAGCGACCGGGAGAAGCCGCUUGGAUUUUGCUACACAGAGCCUUUCUGUGGACACAUGUGGUGCCCUGGGCAAGCUCUUGAUGGAUGAACUCCAGUUCACUGAGGUUAUGCUGAGCGACUGCAUGCUGAGCGAAGAAGGGGCCAAGCUGCUACUGCAUGGACUUUGCUGCAACACUGUUGUGAAAUCCUUGGACUUGAAGGGAAACAACCUACGAGCUGUGGGGGCUGAAGCUCUGGGGAAACUGCUCAGACAAAACAAGUCGAUCAGAAGUCUCACUCUAGAAUGGAACAAUCUGGGUGUAUGGGAGGAAAGCUUUGCCCUGUUCUGUGCAGGGCUUGGAGCCAACAGUUCGCUCCAACGCUUAGAUCUACGCAAUAAUCAGAUCAACCACCAGGGGGCAGGAGAGCUGUCCAUGGCAUUGAAAAACAAUUCCACUCUACAGGAACUUGAUCUUCGCUGGAAUAACAUUGGGCUCCUGGGGGGCCGCGCUCUCCUGAAUUGUCUGCAUAGCAACCGAGCCCUCCGACAACUAGAACUGGCUGGGAACAACGUGCCCAGUGACAUCCUGAAGGCUGUAGAUCAAGCCAUGGAGCACAACCAAGAGCGUCAGAGCAUCCUUUGCAAGAGUCGGAACAGGACGCAGGUGCUCAGCAAAGAGGUGCUGUCUUUGAAGGAGGAGAAAGCUAAACAGUUCCUGGACCUGAUGGACACUAUUGACAGACAGCGAGAGGAGAUAACCCGCGGGGGCAGGGUAUCAGCAACACGUGUCGGGCAGCUGCAGGAGGCCCUGACCGAGCGUCAUUCUGUGAUCAACUCCCUACAAGCAAAACUCCAAAUGACAGAGGCAGCUUUGGCCCUGUCUGAGCAGAAGGUGUACAACCUGGGGGAGUUGCUGAGUGCAGCAAAGCAGGAGCAGGCAAUGCUGGUGGACAAGCAAGCCAAGGAGACCCAGCAGCACAGGAAGGAUUCUGCUGAUCGAGAGGCAAAGCUUCAUCAUGAACUUUCAGCAGCCAAUGAGAAAAAUCUCCUGCUCCGGAAUCAGGUAGAUGAGCUGGAAAGGAAGUGCAAGACACAGCAGGAGCGGCUGUUCCAGGUGAAGGAGGACCUGACCCACACAACUGCGGAACUGAAACUGCGGGCUGUACAGGCCGAAGAGCGCUUGGAGAUGGAAAAGAGGAGGUUCAAACAGAGCCUGGAGGAUGCAGAGUCCCUUCGGCUGAAGGAGGUAGAUCACUUGACACAUCAUAUGGAGACAAGUGAGCAUUCCCUGCAGGAGCGGAUCCAGAGGCUGGAGGCCAUCCGUGUAGGGCUUGAGGAGGAGCUGAGCCGAGCGAAAGCGGCUGCCCUUGCAGAGCGAGGACAGGUGGAAGAAGAGCUCAUCAAAGCCAAGAACCAAGCCAGGUGGGAAGAGCAACAGAGAUUGGAGCACCUGGAGGAGAAGCUGCGGCUGAUGACACAGUCCCGUGAUGAGGCCCAGCAUUACUGUCUGCAGCAGAAACAAACUGUGUCUGAGGCACAUGUGAAACAGAGCCAGCUGGGUCUGCAGAUGGAAGGACUCAGGAGGCGGGUGGAAGAGCUUCAGCAGGAGCUGAGUGGCAAGGAGCAGGAAAAAGUCACUGAAGUCAACAAGGUGCGCGUGGAGCUGCAGACGCAAAUUGGACACCUGGAGGCUGAGAGGGCAGCACAGGAAGGGCUGCGAGAGAAGACUGCCGCCUUGGAACGACAGCUGAAAGUGUUGUCUAGUAACCACCGGGAGGCGCUGCUGGACAAAGAGGGUGAAAUUUCCAGCCUGCUGGAGAAGCUGCGAGUUCGAGAAGCAGAGAUCUCAAGGAUGAGAGAGGAGGAAGCUCAGCGAGCCAGUUUUCUUCAAAAUGCCAUCAUGACCUAUGUGCAGGGCUCCCUCACCCCCAAGAAGUGAGCAUGAAUCUGGAAGGAUCCUAAAUCCAGACCUGCAGGAACAGAAAUCCCAGAAUGGCUGUUGUGGUCAGGCUAUGAGGCAUAUGGGGAUCAUGGAUUCUGACUUCCUAUAUAGCUGGGAGAGCCUGUAUCUGGUUGCGUUGACAUGCAGCUGCCUGACGAUGGGCCUGAGAAGUCCUUGGAGGAUUAAUCAUUGCCUUAAGAACCAUAUUCAUGGUAUACCCCACAGCUUUGUCUUAUUUAAAUCUGCGAACUAGGUUUUGUUCCUAGUUCUGUAACCAGGAACUAAACUGUAAAAAAAUGUCCAUUCCAACUUGUAGCCCACAGAAAGGUCUGCUCUCUCAAGGCAGGAAAGAUCCUUUACAGCAUAGACACUGGCCACAAUCUCAGGCCCAAUUUAUGCUUUACCUGUGUCUCAUGAUUUCUGCUGGGGAAAUGCUUCCAUGUGAUCAGCUCUCAUUGGUAAGAAGGCAUAGUGCUGGGCUGGCUUAUUGCCCGGGUCAUGUAAGUACUCCCCAUGUCAAUCCUUCAUUUCCACGGGUGGAUGGGUGAGGAGGCUGCUGAUGCCGGCAGGGGAAAUACCCUAAUCCCUACAUAAUCAUAAGGAUUGAAUUUGGAGAAAGAGUUGCUCAAUAUAGCCCACUAUCCUGAUCCACAGACUCUUUUAGCAAAACCUUAUUUAUCUUCCAUAUCUGGGAGUAGCACUGUUGCUGGAGCUUGCUAAAGCAGGGAGUACAGAGAUGAAGCCUCUGCCACCAGCAUGUGAUUCCAUUGGCCUUAAAAUGGUGCAAAGCAAGAGCUGGUUUUCACAAUCAUUCUUGCUGCUGAGUGUUAGGUGGCAGAGGGAAGAGGAUGAGGUGUGCUCGCUCCCGAUUCUCAGUUGUCCACACAGUGAGAAUGACCAGGAAGUGAUUGUGUGGGAGGAUUCCACCGUGGUUGCUCAGUGUGGACAUCCGAUAUUGGCAAUCUUAAAUUUGAAGUAGGGCGGUUGAUGUUGCUUGCUAUACUGUGCAACCAUGAUUGAACCUUUGCACAAGAUCAUUUCCUGGUCAUUUCACCACACAAUCAAGAGCGUGUGUGCCUCCUCCCUCUUUUGCCCAACACUUGGCAGCUUAACUAUGAUCACUGGAUCAUGAGAACCAGCCUGGAGUGUCCUAAUAGGGGCAUGAAUCUCUUAUCUGUGGAGUCUUACCAGUCUUGGUCUUAAGAAUAAUCACCUCCCAUCACUGACAGCAGGAUUGUCCUGGGUAGGACGGUGGGCUGUGGUGUAAAGGCUGGAUUGUUUCCAGACCAUCAAGAUGUUGCUGUGUGCCUUCCCUGGAGGAUACGAACGUGGGAAUGGCAAGUUUGAUAUUAAUUUCUAUUGUCAGCUUUAUAACUAGAAUGAAAUGAGACAAUUUUGACAACUUGGUAAAUCUCUUGCCAUCCUCCAUAAACAUUAUGAAAAUGAAAAGCCACACUUAUAUUUUAACAGAGGUGUUGCUUUUUUCUUUUCUUUUCUUGGAAGGAGGCAAAAUCCUCCUCCUCUACUUCGGGACAUUGUUUCCCUCAAACUUCACAACAGGAUAAGUGCAUUUUAACCUCAGGGAAUAUGCAGCUUGCAUUUUGCUUUGGUUUUUAUUGGACACCAGUGGGUCAAGUGCUUUCAAGACACCGAAACAUCCUCCUCUCCAAAUCCCCAAUCAAAUUGAGAAUAAUCCUUUGGCAUCAAGGUGUUUUAUGGAUUUUUAGGUGAACACUGAGAAGCAAACAAAGUAGGGUACCUUCUUCACAUGGCUUGGUGGCCAGUGGUUGGUUUGUGGCACACUCACCCUGUGGUGACAUAAUGGUGGCGUUUUGAAUUUUUUAACCAACUUUUGACCAUUUUAGGAUGAUCUCUUGGUACUGGCCAAAGAAUGCAUGGAAAUCUUGUACUGUGCUUGAGGUAGAAUUUCGGGUCACUGCCUUUCCCCCAUCAGCAAUAAUGCGGUGUCCUGCCCAUAAGAAAAACAACAUGGUUGAUGACUGAAACUGUACAGCACAGCUGGGGGGUAGUGAGAAAGUGUUGGCAAAGUCAGUGGGGUGAGAAAAAGGACAAAGCUAAAUGAGGAUUCCCCUUGUUCUUUCCAAGCUUCAUUUCUGUGGUUCUGGAGGGAACUGAGUGCUGUUUACUCACGCCUGUCUGGAACAAUCAGUGCCCUCCAACUUACUGCCCUUGGGCAAAGACACAUCCCCCACCCUACCCUCUGCAUGCACACACAAGACAGUGCACCAGGGCUGGGGUUUGAGCAGAUGCUUAAAAAAUCACAUCUCUGCUGUUUAAUAGGAUUUGACUUAUUCUAUGGGAAAGCAGAAAUUUGUUCCCUCUUGGGCUUGUCCUGGAUUUGGGGGAAUUAAUAGAAAAGGGCAGCAAAUCAGCAUUCAUCUUCACUGUCACAUAGCUCCACCUGAACAACCAAGUCUUGCCUGCCCUGCACUAGUUGUUGACUGUGUGUCAGUGCCCAUUUGCGGUUUCUGUAAUGAGCAUCUGAGAAUCAAGAACGCAUGACACUUCAAGUGCCUUUUAAACCUCUCUUGCAAUGUAAGUACAUUGGCAAUGUUGCUAUCACAAUGGUUGAAAAUAGAAAGGAGUCUCUUUAAAACGUUUUAAAAUCCACAAGAGCUUUUCAGUCAAUGUAGGUAUUACCUUUUAAUUACUGAUGCAGGAAAUGCAAAAGCCAAUUAAAAAAUCCACAUGUGAAAACUCCAAUCAAUCAAUCUUUAUUACGGUCUUUGACAAGCAUAAAGUAGAUUACAUUAAAACAACACUGAGGCAGCAUGAGGCAUUAAAACAGCAUGAGGGUAACACUGAGGCAGCUAUGCCCGGAACUGUGCAAACAGCAGAGAAGCAAAAAGCUACACACUGCUAUACAGCUACUGUUGAGCUGCGGCAAACUAUCCUAAAACUAUAGUUAAAACAGGUAAAAUGAAUGUCAAAUGGGUAAAGACUAUAUAAAAGCUUUAAGUGGUUAAAAUCUACUCAGUCUGUGAAGUCAAUAAAAAGUAUAAAACUAUAAAAUACUAUGGGGUUAAAACUAAGCAAAAUAUGCUAAAAGGGUGUAAGAUUUUUUUAGAUGCCCCCAAACCCCUGCAGCCAGGAAUAAAUGGGGACCCCAAAAAUCCUCAUGCUAACAGAGACCAUGGGCUCUUUUGAUGGUCCUGGCUGUCAAGAAUCCCAAGACCCAAGAAGACACGAGGAGAAUAAAGAGAUUAUAUUUAAUCAAAACAGAUUUAUUUUCUUACCGAAAUUUGGAUGAAUUGCAGUAGUAAGCACAACACCUCUCUCUUCCUCACAGCAAUUAAACAAUAUUAAGCUGACA